AUGAUCACGGGCACAUCCCAGGCCGAUUGUGCUAUUCUUGUGGUUGCUUCGGGUGUUGGCGAAUUUGAGGCUGGUAUCUCGAAGGACGGUCAGACACGUGAGCACGCUCUGCUUGCUUUCACCCUUGGUGUGAAGCAGAUGGUUGUUGCUAUUAACAAGAUGGACGACUCCUCUGUUAUGUACGGCCAAUCUCGUUACGAGGAAAUUAAGGCCGAGGUUACCACCUACCUGAAGAAGGUUGGCUACAAGCCCGCCAAGAUCCCUUUCGUGCCUAUUUCUGGAUGGGAGGGUGACAACAUGAUCGACCGUUCGGCUAACAUGCCAUGGUACAAGGGACCAUACCUUCUCGAGGCCCUUGACAACUUGAACCCACCCAAGCGUCCAAGUGACAAGCCUCUUCGUCUGCCUCUUCAGGACGUUUACAAGAUCGGCGGUAUUGGCACGGUUCCGGUCGGUCGUGUCGAGACCGGAGUUAUUAAACCCGGUAUGGUUGCUGUAUUUGGCCCCACUGGUCUAUCUACUGAAGUUAAGUCCGUUGAAAUGCACCACGAGUCUUUGCCAGAGGCUGUGCCUGGUGACAACGUUGGUUUCAACGUAAAGAACGUAUCAGUAAAGGAACUUCGUCGUGGUUUCGUGGCUUCGGACUCGAAGAACGACCCUGCCAAGGGCACCCAGGACUUCACUGCUCAGGUCAUUGUGUUGAACCACCCUGGUCAGAUUGGCAACGGUUACUCGCCUGUGCUUGAUUGCCACACGGCCCACGUUGCUUGCAAGUUCAAAGAGAUUACGGAGAAGAUGGACCGUCGUUCGGGCAAGGUUCUUGAAACUGCCCCUAAAUUUGUUAAGUCGGGAGAUGCCUGCAUGGUUAUCUUGGAGCCGUCAAAGCCAAUGACUGUCGAGUCGUUCGCCGAGUACCCACCGCUUGGUCGUUUCGCUGUCCGUGACAUGCGUCAAACGGUUGCUGUCGGUGUUAUCAAAUCGGUAAACAAGAAGGAACCAUCGACUAAGGCCGGUGCCAAAAAGAAAUAA
Messenger RNA from Plasmopara halstedii, 1029 nucleotides. RefSeq names its product elongation factor 1-alpha. Gene Ontology annotation, biological process: translational elongation; translation. Gene Ontology annotation, molecular function: translation elongation factor activity; GTPase activity; GTP binding. The transcript has a single exon. The record is from RefSeq and is a predicted model, not a curated record. NCBI's taxonomy places the organism in Eukaryota, Oomycota, Peronosporomycetes, Peronosporales, Peronosporaceae. Bases 1 to 1029 code for a protein of 342 amino acids.